This is a messenger RNA of Acaulospora colombiana, 1236 nucleotides long. The record is from the annotation of a GenBank genome assembly. NCBI's taxonomy places the organism in Eukaryota, Fungi, Glomeromycota, Glomeromycetes, Diversisporales, Acaulosporaceae.
AUGGUCUUAGCUGAUCUUGGUCGUCGAAUUAAUGCGGCGUUGGUUCAAAUCAACAAAGAGCCUGUCAUAGAUGCAAAAGUUCUCGAUGCAUUGUUGAAAGAAAUCUGUCAUGCACUUUUGGAAGCCGACGUGAAUGUCCGUUUGGUGGGAAAUUUAAGGAAUAAUGUUAGAACUGCCGUAAACAUUCAGGAUCUAGCGGCAGGAAUAAACAAGAGAAAAGCGGUUCUUGAUGAACUCUGUCGGCUUGUUGAACCUGGAGUUGAGCCAUACAAACCAAGAAAAGACCCCGUUCAAAUAGCUCAUGAAGGUGUAGAUAAAUUCAAAAAGGAAUUUUUUGAAAUAAUCAUUGUAGAUACUUCCGGUAGACAUAAACAGGAGUCCGAGUUAUUUGAGGAAAUGAAACAGAUUUCGUCAGUGGUGAAUCCAGAUAAUACUAUUUUCGUGAUGGAUGCAACGAUCGGUCAAGCCGCCGAAGCUCAAGCCAAAGCGUUUCACGAAGCAGCCGAUAUUGGUUCCAUUAUUAUAACCAAGAUGGACGGUCACGCGAAAGGUGGUGGGGCUAUAUCAGCUGUGGCAGCAACGCAUAGUCCUAUUAUUUUCAUUGGUACUGGGGAACAUAUUCAUGACCUGGAAAGAUUUGAGCCCAGGCGAUUCGUUCAAAAAAUGCUGGGGAUGGGUGAUAUUUCCGGCUUAAUGGAAACUGUGAAAGAUUUAAAAUUAGAUCAGAACAAAAAUUUGAUGAAAAAUUUGGAGCAGGGAAUAUUCACCAUAAGAGACAUGUAUGAGCAGUUCCAAAAUAUAUCAAAGAUGGGACCACUUUCAAAAAUGAUGCAAAUGAUGCCAGGUAUGUCGGAAAUGAAUUUCGAGGGUUCCGAUGAAUUGGGAGCGCAACGAAUAAAAAGGUUGAUGACGAUUAUGGAUAGUAUGAGUGAAUCGGAGCUUGAUUCGGAUGAAGUAGAGGAGCUCUUAGAUCAACAUAAAGUAUUUCAGGGAAUGGUCAAGAAAUUUGGCAAAGGGUUUCUCAAAGGAGGUAUUGGACCAGGAAUGGAUUCUUCGAAAAUGUCACCUCAACAAAUGCAACAAAAAGUGGCUCAAAUGCAAAGGAUGCUCCCCCGUGGUAUGGCCGAUGAAUGGCUUGGGGGGAAGUGGAUUAGGCGGUAUGCCAGAUCUAAGUCAAAUGCAAAAUAUGAUGAAGCAAAUGGGAGGUCGACGAUAAAUUGUACAUUCUAUAUAUAG